This is a messenger RNA of Eutrema salsugineum, 2662 nucleotides long. Its product is annotated as beta-D-xylosidase 1. Gene Ontology annotation, cellular component: plant-type cell wall. The transcript is spliced from 7 exons. The coding region runs from base 88 to 2409 and encodes 773 amino acids. Lineage: Eukaryota; Viridiplantae; Streptophyta; Magnoliopsida; Brassicales; Brassicaceae. Gene Ontology annotation, molecular function: alpha-L-arabinofuranosidase activity; xylan 1,4-beta-xylosidase activity. Gene Ontology annotation, biological process: arabinan catabolic process; xylan catabolic process. The record is from RefSeq and is a predicted model, not a curated record.
AAAACUAAACAACACAAACAUCACAUAUAGAUAUACAUAUAUUUACAAACACACACAAACACAAAAUACAGAUACAGUAUAUAUAAGAUGUCUUUUAAUAUUAAAGCAUUGUUAACUGGCAACAGACUCGUAGUUACACUUCUAUUAUUCCUCUUAUGUUUGGUUCACCCGUCCGAGUCACUUCGCCCACUGUUUGCAUGCAACCCCGCAAACGGGUUAACCCGGACGCUCCGGUUCUGUCGGGUCAAUGUACCGGUCCACGUGAGGGUUCAAGAUUUGAUUGGACGGCUCACGUUGCAGGAGAAGAUCCGCCUCCUCGUUAACAAUGCUGCCGCCGUGCCACGCCUUGGUAUUGGAGGCUAUGAGUGGUGGUCGGAGGCUCUACACGGCGUUUCUGACGUCGGUCCCGGCGCUAAGUUCGGUGGUGCUUUUCCCGGUGCCACCAGCUUCCCUCAGGUCAUCACCACCGCAGCUUCUUUCAACCAGUCACUCUGGGAAGAGAUCGGACGGGUGGUGUCUGAUGAGGCAAGAGCUAUGUACAAUGGAGGCGUGGCCGGUUUGACGUAUUGGAGCCCAAAUGUGAAUAUACUGAGGGACCCACGGUGGGGGCGAGGCCAGGAAACUCCCGGAGAAGAUCCUGUCGUCGCCGGAAAAUACGCCGCCAGCUACGUCCGGGGACUUCAGGGCAACGGCGCCGGCAACCGCCUCAAAGUCGCCGCAUGUUGCAAACAUUACACUGCUUAUGAUCUUGAUAACUGGAAUGGCGUGGACCGUUUCCAUUUUAACGCCAAGGUCACCAAACAAGAUUUAGAGGACACAUACAAUGUGCCAUUCAGAUCCUGUGUUUACGAGGGAAAGGUCGCGAGUGUUAUGUGUUCGUACAACCAAGUAAACGGAAUACCAACAUGUGCAGAUGAAAAUCUCUUAAAGAACACUAUUCGUGGUCAAUGGCAUCUCAACGGGUACAUUGUAUCAGAUUGUGAUUCCGUUGAUGUUUUCUUCAACCAACAACACUACACCACAACUCCAGAGGAAGCCGCCGCCGCCUCCAUUAAAGCCGGUUUGGAUUUGGACUGCGGGCCGUUUUUGGCGAUCUUCACUGAAGGCGCUGUGAAGAAAGGGUUGUUGACAGAGAACGACGUCAAUUUGGCACUUGCUAAUACCAUAACGGUCCAGAUGAGACUUGGUAUGUUUGAUGGCAAUCUUGGGCCCUACGCUAACCUUGGGCCUAGAGAUGUUUGUACUCUUGCUCAUAGGCAUCUAGCCCUUGAAGCGGCCCAUCAAGGGAUUGUUCUUCUCAAAAACUCUGGUCGCUCUCUUCCACUCUCCCCUAGACGCCACCGCACAGUCGCCGUGAUUGGACCCAACUCCGAUGUCACUGAGACCAUGAUCGGAAACUAUGCAGGAAAAGCAUGCACCUAUACGACGCCGUUACAAGGAAUAUCAAGAUACGCUAGGACACUUCAUCAAGUUGGUUGUGCCGGCGUGGCUUGCGCAGGGAACCAAGGAUUUGGUGCAGCCGAGGCGGCGGCACGUGAAGCAGAUGCGACGGUUCUUGUGAUGGGAUUGGACCAGUCAAUAGAGGCUGAGACACGAGAUCGAACCGGGCUGCUAUUACCAGGUUACCAACAAGACCUUGUGACCCGUGUGGCUAGAGUCUCUAGAGGUCCAGUUAUUCUGGUCCUUAUGAGUGGUGGCCCCAUUGAUGUAACCUUUGCUAAGAACGAUCCACGUGUUGCUGCCAUCAUCUGGGCCGGGUAUCCGGGUCAAGCGGGUGGAGCUGCUAUCGCCAAUAUCAUCUUUGGUGCUGCUAAUCCUGGAGGAAAACUACCAAUGACAUGGUAUCCACAAGAUUACUUGGCAAAAGUGCCAAUGACGGUAAUGGCCAUGAGAGCAUCUGGAAAUUACCCAGGAAGGACGUACAGAUUCUACAAAGGUCCAGUGGUGUUUCCAUUUGGGUUCGGUUUAAGUUACACUACCUUCGCUCACAGUUUAGCACAAAGCCCACUGGCCCAAUUAUCGGUUUCACCUUACAAUCUCAACUCUGCCAUUUUCAACUCCUCAUCUAACUCCAUCAAAGUGUCUCAUGCCAACUGCGAAAUGUUUCCAAAAAUGCCACUCCAUGUCGAAGUGUCAAACACCGGAGAAUUCGACGGAACCCACACGGUGUUCGUCUUUGCCGAGCCGCCGAAAAACAGAAUAAAAGGAUUGGGUAUGAACAAACAAUUGAUAGCGUUUGAGAAGGUUCAUGUCACGGCAGGUGCAAAACGGACCAUCCGGGUCGAUGUUGAUGCUUGCAAGCAUCUUGGUGUAGUGGAUGAGCAUGGAAAAAGGAGAAUCCCUAUGGGUGAACAUAAGUUACACAUUGGUGACCUUAAACAUACUAUCUUGGUCCAACCGCAACUUUAACGGAGGCAUAUAUUAAAAAAGAAGGGAACAACAAAUAAGGAAAACCUCUUAACCAAGUGUUUCCUCUUAUAUUAUAAUAUAGAGAAAUAGGUCUUUUUUUUUCUUGUGAAACUAGUCGAGAAAGGUUUCAAUCGGUAAAGAAGCACCAAAGGGUCGCUUCUUGGAUGUGUUUUCUUUAGAUUUUAUUUUCGUGUCAAUUGCCAAAGAUAUUGUAACUUGUGGCUCCCAAAAUAUAAAAGGAGCCCUUGUAAAA